UUGUGAAGGUCGUUGUUCGCGAGGGUCCUCUGCUCAGUUUUAGACUUAACGGCGCAUCUCCUCACGCCAGAAAUCCAGCCAUUCCUCGUGGUUACUGACCCGUCUCUCUCUCUAGGGCUCGCCGCUGGGUUUCCGACGCGCUUUCGAUCAUCGUGUUUGGUGGGUUCUAGCCCCAGAAAGGUCGAUCCGGGUGCGCAGUUGCUCCCCACUCCUUCCCUUGUGAGGGAGUCUCGAUCUUCGUUGUUGGGUGCUUGCAUUCCGCUGCGUUGUGAAUCUCUGGAGUGGGGUUUGAGUUUUUGCGGCUUGUUUUGGCUUGGUUUUGAAGCUUGUGAAGCACAGCCAUGACGAAUGGGCAGAAAGAGCCACUGCUGGCGCGCAUCGGCGGGCCAACGCUGUUUCAGGAUGUCGGGAAGCAGGCGAAGGAUUUGGUGACCAAGGGAUUCGUGGGUGGGCAUACUCUCAUGGUGUCGUGCAUUGGUCCGCGCGGAGCGACUUUCACCACCACUGCCACGAUUGUGCAGGACAUUACGGUGGGGAUUGUCCAGGCUAACUUCCUGGAAGGCAACACUACGCAUAACCUCUCCUUCGCUACCACGGGCAACCAGAUUCAAGCCCAAUCAACCAUAUCAAACUUUGGAGUGUCAGGAUUGACCGCAGGUGUUCAGACAAGUUUUCCUAACGGCGAGAAUGGCAAAGCCCAUAUCACCUACUCGCAUGAUUUUGCGGCUCUCCACGCCAAAAUUCAUGGAUUCAAAGCUGCACCUGAUCUUGAAUUGUCCGCAAAUUUGGGAAACAAAAAGCUCUUUGCGGGAGGUUCGUUGUUGUACAACACAGAUUCAAGAAACAUUAACAUGACUAGAGCUGGUAUUGGGUAUGCGACUGAAGAGUUCACGGGAUCUUUGAUUGUCGACCCCCUCAUUGAAAAAAGUUUUGACCUCUACUUGACGCGUCAACUGUCACCAAGAUGUCAAGUUGGUACCCACAUCAGCCGCUUAUACGAGAAGGGGCUCACCGCUGCAAGGGUCGCUGGAUCAUACGUCUACAACGGACAAACCACAUUGAAGGGACGGUUUGAUGAUAAGGGUUUGGUUGCUGGCCUUCUGCAAUUCUCUCCCAACCCUCUGGUAACAUUCAGUCUGCUUGCUGAGGUGAACUCUAGAGACUUGAAAGCUCAGCCAAACGUUGGGUUGAGCCUGUCUUUCCUCGCCACCUGAACUGCAGCAGUUGUCUGGAAAUAAGGUUCAGACAUGGCAAUGGGUUUAAGUACAGGGUGCAGAUGACGAGCAGUUGCUUCUGGUUUUUUAAUAAAUCUGGAAGUGUACUGCAGGUAGAAUUUUCACUGCUUUAGUAUUUGGCAUAGAAAUGCGUUCGAAAAUAGAAUUCGACAAACAAAUGGCUUGAUGUGCGGGCCCCACUUUUAUGACAAAAUCUCAUCACAUUCAAUGGUGAGGUUCUCAGUAAUCCUUUGUAAAGGCAAUUCUUCUUUCAAACCGAAGUCUCUGUUGCCUGCUCU
Physcomitrium patens is the source of this 1513-nucleotide messenger RNA. RefSeq names its product mitochondrial outer membrane protein porin 3. Gene Ontology annotation, biological process: monoatomic anion transmembrane transport. Gene Ontology annotation, cellular component: mitochondrial outer membrane. Gene Ontology annotation, molecular function: voltage-gated monoatomic anion channel activity. The record is from RefSeq and is a predicted model, not a curated record. Lineage: Eukaryota; Viridiplantae; Streptophyta; Bryopsida; Funariales; Funariaceae.